AUGGAGAGGCCGAUGGAAAGUGAGAGGGAGAGACUUCCUUCUCUCAUUUUCCGCUCACCUCUCUACCCCUCCCUCUCUUGCCCCUCCCAGCCCCACGACGUCCCUCUCGCCGCUCUUCACCGCGUUCCCAUCUCAGGCGAAGCCCCCUCUGCGGCCAUUUUCUCCUCCACCGGCCCGCCUCUCAACCCCUUCCCAGUGUCCCCUUCCUCUCCCGGCCCCAUUUCCCAUUACUCCCCCUACUUCCCAGUUUCCCAGCCCCACGGCGUCCCACAUUCCGCCCUUCACCCCGCCUCUCAACCCCGCCUUCCGGCUCACUGUCCCGCCGCCUCCCUCUCGCCGCCCUUCACCACGUUCUCAGACGAAGCCCCAUCAAUCGCCUACUUCUCCUCCACGGGCCCGCCCCUCAACCCCGCCUUCCCAAUCACCCCGCCCCUGCUCGCCUCAAACGACAUCUUUGUUGGGAAUAUAAACGCAUGA
Messenger RNA from Closterium sp. NIES-65, 477 nucleotides. The record is from the annotation of a GenBank genome assembly. Lineage: Eukaryota; Viridiplantae; Streptophyta; Zygnematophyceae; Desmidiales; Closteriaceae.